Messenger RNA from Amaranthus tricolor (Joseph's coat), 2540 nucleotides. Its product is annotated as AMSH-like ubiquitin thioesterase 1. Gene Ontology annotation, cellular component: membrane; endosome. The record is from RefSeq and is a predicted model, not a curated record. Bases 147 to 1481 code for a protein of 444 amino acids. Gene Ontology annotation, biological process: protein K63-linked deubiquitination; protein K48-linked deubiquitination. Gene Ontology annotation, molecular function: protein binding; K63-linked deubiquitinase activity; metal-dependent deubiquitinase activity. NCBI's taxonomy places the organism in Eukaryota, Viridiplantae, Streptophyta, Magnoliopsida, Caryophyllales, Amaranthaceae. The transcript has 13 exons.
AAUUUUCUACAAUACUUAUUCAUGAUGUCUUCAUUGUGACUUCAAUUGCAUCUCUCUUCCUCUUCCGCCUCCGCCAUUGACGCACAUCUCACUUUAAUUAAUUCAGAUGAGUUUUAUUUCUCAACUGUGAAACCUAAUUGUAGAAAAUGAGGCCCCCUUCUACUCGUAUUGACAUUGCUGCUAACACUCAGAAACUGGAUGUUGACAAUCGAAUUUCUUUGCGCAUCUACUACAGGAUCGCCGACUCUAUACUCAGACAGGCUGCUAUUUUUCGGAAUGAGAGGAAUAUUGUAGACCUCUAUGUUAUGCUUCUGAGAUUUUCAAGCUUGGUAUCUGAGACUAUCCCAAGCCAUAGAGAAUAUGCCGCAUCUCCACAGAGCAAAAGAAGUUUUUUGAAAAAGCAAUUGCUAAUUGCCUUGAACGAAUUGGAGACUCUGAAGCCAGCUGUUAAGCAAAAGCUUGAACAACGUGAAAGAAAACCCAUAUACCAAGCUAUUGGACAGAACUGUGGUAUCCUUCCUAAUGAAUCAUCUAAUUCUUCAGUGCAACAUACUCUCAUCAAAUCACAAUUUCCAAUUAAUAAUCAAUUAGUUCAGGCAUCACAGAAUUUUACCAGUGGUGUAUAUGGAGGAUCCAAUGCGUUGCAGAAAGUUCAUGUUGUUCCCAUGGAAGAAAGAUUUAAUAGAUUGUCUGUUACCCUACCUCGUCCCAGAGAGGAAACACUUUUGAAGCAUUCAAUUGUGGGAUCCAAUGGUCUAUUCAGACAGUGGCAACCGCCUGUCGCUGAUAAAGAAGUUCGAUACCCCAGUGAUAUUGAUAUCACUCCUGUUGAUAUCCCAAGGUUCCAACAGAGCAUGGCUAUUGAAGAUGGAAUACCUUCUAGGAAAGAUGGUAACGCCUUUGACUGUGAAAAACCAAAAUUGCACUCAAAACUUGAGCCUAGUAGUGAUAAUCAGAUGCCACCUGAUGACAAGCAGCUAAUGAUUUCAUUUGAAACAUCUGACGUCUCUGAUACUGUUAUUAUCAAGCAACCUAGCCCUCCAUCUGUACUUGCAGAGGUGCUAGACUUAAUCCCUACUGAGCCAACCCUUGUAUCGGAAAAACAUGACGCAGUGGAUACUCCGUUUAAGGAUAGUUUUCUUCAGCCAGAAUCUCCUAUGGAGCUGCACAUAUCAACAAGUAUGAUGAAUACAUUCUUGAAACUGGCCAAAUCUAACACAUCGAAAGAUCUGGAGACAUGCGGUAUUCUUGCUGGUUCCCUUAAGAACAGAAAAUUCUAUGUUACGACUUUAAUAAUUCCAAAGCAGGAAUCAACGUCAAAUACUUGCCAGGCAACAAAUGAGGAGGAGAUAUUUGAAGUGCAGGAUAAAUGCUCGCUUUUCUCAUUGGGAUGGAUUCAUACUCAUCCCACCCAAUCCUGUUUCAUGUCAUCUGUUGACGUUCACACCCACUACUCAUAUCAGAAUAAGCGGGAUAAAUAAUGGAAACACAACUCAAGGCGAAGGCAACUCCAACCUUAAUCCAAAAUCCAGGUGGGUGUUAUAUACAACAAUAAAGUAGGAUCAUACAUAGCAUGAGCCUCUCAAGGGAGUCUUCCACUAGGAUUGAACCCAAACUCUUGCCAAGUCAAAAUAUGAUUAAAUUUCCAAGCUCUACUCAGCAAGAUACUAUCAGGUAUUUGGCCUUUGUACAGGACAUAAUUUUCCACAUAAUUCUUCACUUCGGCAUCGUGAUCCUCGUCCUUUUUGAAGUCUAGUCACUCUCCAAUUGGUCCACCUUAAUGCUCCUAAAUAGUUCUUAACCAGACCCUUACUCAUAAAACUACUAUCUGACAACUCAGAUUCUCUCUGACUGGAAACUCUCUCUUAUUGACAUCUGAAUGAGGGUAGGCAGCGAUGGGCUCGAUUUCAUCUACUCUAGGGUUGCAGGACACGCCUCCUAUUCUAACCAUGGUGACAAGGGAACAGGAUAGGGUUUAAGAAAAGUUGGUGAGAUAAUGAGAGGAUUACCUGAUAAAUGCAUAUGAAGGUUGAUAAAUUAAGCUAAAUAAGGAUUUCUCCACUGUGAUCCCCUCAUUUAGAGUUGGCUUCUGCAAAGGUGCAUUUUUUGUUAAUUUCUCCAUUGAAUUCAUGUUUUUUCAGAUGGAUUCAUACUAUUUUACUUCUGAUUGGCUGGAAUUGGACUAGUGUGAAUACUCCAAUUUAGAUUCCCUAGUUAGUAUUAACUUUCAAUAGCAGAAUUAUUGGGCUAAGACCGCUAGAUCUUUUAAUCGUUUCGUAAAAUAUUUUUUAGUAAAUCUUUUGCCGUUGUGAUUUGUGAGUAGAAAUUGUCCUUUGUCUUUCCUGCUUACUAUCCAUAUAAUUCCUCUGCUGUUGAUAUUUGCAACGAAUCCCUUUCGGGAACUUGCUUAACAGUUGCAUUAUUUUCUAAAUGGGCAUACUUUCUUUCGUUCUGCAAUUCUGUAUAUUCAAUGAAGCUGUAAAUUACGUAAUUAAAUGAGAUGUCACAGAUUAAUGCUUUGUUAUAUGAUUUAUAAUAUG